AUCGAUCGAUCGAUGGCGCUCCGGCGGCUCUUAUCAAGCGUUUCGCUCUCCCUCUCUCGGAGACUCUCACUUCUGUGCUGGCAAAAGUGUUUAUUUUUGCCACCACCACAAGAACAACAGAACGCACAGCAGCUAUCAAACGUAUCCAUUGCAAACGUUGGUCGCCAGCGUCACCACAAACCGUCCAUUUGCCAGCGGACAUUCGAAGGAGAAACACGGAACCGCGCGCACCCACAGCUUGCUAUAAAUAAAACAACGAACAGCCAGCCUCCAAAAAAUAUUAAACAAUAUCAGAAUCAUGUCGCACCUGAUGAAGAACUUUGCCCGCCCAGAGAAAGCCGAAGAGGUGGUCACAUAUGGCAGCCUUGAUCCCGCCGUGCAAGAGCUACUGCUGGCCGCCUCUGCAGUGCGUCAGCGUGCCUAUGCGCCUUACAGCGGGUUCAAGGUGGGUGCAGCCUUCCGCUCCACUCUGACCAAGCAAAUCUUCACCGGUUGCAAUGUGGAGAAUGCUGCAUUUACGCCCUGCUCUUGCGCCGAGCGCACAGCCCUCACGAAGGCCGUCAGCGAGGGUGCCACAGAGUUCUCGGUGGGCGCUGUUCUGGCCUACGAACCGGAUGUCUUUACCACACCCUGUGGCGUUUGUCGGCAGUUCAUCAGGGAGUUUGCCACCAGCGACAUACCCAUCUACAUAGCCCAAGCCAUCGAUGAGAGGAUUGCGAAUAAAGAGGAACCCCUGCGCAGCGAUGACCCCGUGCUGUGCACAUCAAUUUUCAAUCUGUUGCCGAGCAGUUUUCGCACCUAUAGGAAGUAGUUGUCGUUGUAGUGGUAGUGAACCUGCGGAGUGCUACAAACCUGCCCCCCCUAAUCAAAUUUAAUCUA
Messenger RNA from Drosophila subobscura, 879 nucleotides. Its product is annotated as cytidine deaminase. Bases 299 to 811 code for a protein of 170 amino acids. The transcript is spliced from 2 exons. Gene Ontology annotation, cellular component: cytosol. Gene Ontology annotation, molecular function: cytidine deaminase activity; zinc ion binding. The record is from RefSeq and is a predicted model, not a curated record. NCBI's taxonomy places the organism in Eukaryota, Metazoa, Arthropoda, Insecta, Diptera, Drosophilidae.